GGAUCCGGGUGGCUGCGAGCGGCGGGCCGGGGCCGGGGCCGGGGUCGCAGCCACAGGCAGGCCGCAGCGACCGUGCCAGCGGAUCCGGAGGGCAGCCCCUGACCCGAGGAGACCACUCUUCCCAUCUGAGGAUUUCAGGUCUCCCCCCUAAUAGGCUCCUGACAAGAUGGCAUCAGUUGGAGAACCCCCUGCUGGCCCCCGGGAUGCAGCCGACCAGAACUUUGACUACAUGUUUAAGCUACUGCUGAUUGGUAACAGCAGUGUGGGUAAGACGUCCUUCCUGUUCCGAUAUGCUGACGACUCCUUCACACCUGCCUUCGUCAGCACAGUGGGCAUCGACUUCAAAGUCAAGACGGUCUACCGUCACGACAAGAGGAUCAAGCUGCAGAUUUGGGACACAGCUGGCCAGGAACGCUACCGGACAAUCACCACAGCCUACUACCGUGGAGCCAUGGGCUUCCUGCUCAUGUAUGACAUUGCCAACCAGGAGUCCUUUGCUGCCGUACAGGACUGGGCUACACAGAUCAAGACGUAUUCCUGGGACAAUGCCCAGGUUAUCCUGGUGGGGAACAAGUGUGAUCUGGAGGAUGAGCGUGUCGUGCCUGCUGAGGAUGGCCAGAGGCUCGCUGAUGAUCUUGGUUUCGAGUUCUUUGAGGCCAGUGCCAAGGACAACAUCAAUGUGAAGCAGGUCUUUGAGCGCCUUGUGGACAUCAUCUGUGAGAAGAUGAAUGAAUCCCUGGAAUCCAGCUCCAACCCAGGCAGCAAUGGGAAGGGCCCAGCCCUGGGGGAUGCACCAGCCCCCCAGCCCAGCAGCUGUGGUUGUUAAGUGUGGUCCUAACCUUCUCCUUCCCCUCUAAGCUCCAGAGGGGUUGUGACUGAGGUGUGAGCCACAAGGGCUGUCUGCAAGCUCAGGGCACUCCUGUCCCUCCUAUUCAUUGACCAUCCUCCUAUAUGACUCCCUCUCUCUCAAUGUUGAUAAAUUCAGACAGCUCUGGGUCAGAGGUCAUGAACCCCAUGAGCUCAGCUCAGCAUGGCCUGCAGUGCUUAGGGACACUGCCAGCCAGAUGAGCUUGCAUUUUAGCAGGGUGGCUCUAGGCAGCAUGUCCCAUUUUGCCUGAUGGAAGGGUACCCAUUGUGUGCCCACUGUGUCCUCUACGUUGAGAUCACUUUCCAUGUGUGUGUUCUAUGCUGGGCAUUGUCUGGCUGAAUGUCACGUGGUAUGGGCUGUCCCAGUUCAUCUGGGGAUAAGUGGAGGCAGCCCCUAUAUCUCAGGUUUCCAGGUAGCAUUGGACCUGCCUGUGUCCUCUUACACAUCAAGGCUAUGAGUAAGGUUGCUAUUUUGGCCCUUGCAGACCCCAUCUUUCUGCUUGCAGACCAUCUACUUGAGAAUAGUAUAAAAACCUGCCUUUCUGUUAUACAAGGGACAGAAAGCCAGAGCCACCUUGCCAUCAAGGACUCCCUGAAGUGCCUUCCAAGUACUCUCAGCAUCCAUAUCACUUGUGAGCCUUUCUGUGUCACUUGGUCACUGACGCUCUGAUCCUAGAUUGAGUUCUGGCUGAAUCAGGUGGGGAUGAGAAUUGUCCAUCUUUGCAUUCCAGCACUCUGUCCAGAAGUCGCCUCAGAGCCAAGACUGGAGUCUCCCACCCAGGCCCCAUCUGGCUUCUUACAUUUUAAGCCAGAUCUUUCCAAAUAUUUAUAAUCUGCAAGAGAUGGAAAUUGAGCAACAAGCCCAUAGCAUAAAACAUUUGCUUGCAAAGCUUGGUGGCCAGGCUCAGAUCCCACGUUGUCCAUGAAAUCUGGACCCCCAGUGGUGCGAGCAUCUGGUGUCCCUUCACAGUGACAGAAGGCUCUGGUAGCCUCCCCCACUCAAACACAAGCUUGCCACUUAAGCAUGAGGGUCGCUUGGGCCAGAGAGCCCUAGUUCGACUCCCCAGAACCCAUGUAAAAUGUUGGGUGUGGCCAUGCACAUUGUGACCCCAGUCCAUGGAGGAUGGAGACCUGCACAAUCGCUGGGCUUGCUGACCCAACGGCAGCUCGGGUUGAGGGAGCGACUUGUCUCCAGGAAGUACUUGAUGAGUGACAAGAGGACACCUGCUGUCCUUGGGCCUGCACACAUGUGCAUGGGGUUCACACUUACGUGUACUCAUAACACACAUGCAAAAAAUAAAAAGAUACAUGGCCUGUC
Messenger RNA from Jaculus jaculus (lesser Egyptian jerboa), 2185 nucleotides. RefSeq names its product RAB3D, member RAS oncogene family (gene Rab3d). The transcript is spliced from 5 exons. Gene Ontology annotation, molecular function: GTPase activity; GTP binding. Bases 167 to 826 code for a protein of 219 amino acids. NCBI's taxonomy places the organism in Eukaryota, Metazoa, Chordata, Mammalia, Rodentia, Dipodidae. The record is from RefSeq and is a predicted model, not a curated record. Gene Ontology annotation, cellular component: endosome; synaptic vesicle; plasma membrane. Gene Ontology annotation, biological process: regulation of exocytosis; protein localization to plasma membrane; protein secretion.